Messenger RNA from Exophiala mesophila, 2082 nucleotides. RefSeq lists its product as uncharacterized. The record is from RefSeq and is a predicted model, not a curated record. The coding region runs from base 1 to 2082 and encodes 693 amino acids. The transcript has a single exon. NCBI's taxonomy places the organism in Eukaryota, Fungi, Ascomycota, Eurotiomycetes, Chaetothyriales, Herpotrichiellaceae.
AUGCCAUCUCAGGUCACGUACAUCUGUUGUCGGGAGCGAGUAGUGAGUGAAGCCUCACAGAUAGUAACAGGUUUUGCAACUUGGCUGAUUAUAUCAGACAUCAACACGACAUCGACGUUCCAAUCGUUGACCGCCGCUUCAUGCACGUCGUGCUCGAUCCAGAAAGACAAGAGCGCGUACUGGACACCAUUGUUGUACUACCAGCGAGGGGAUGGGUCCUUCAUUAAUGUGCCUAAUGACGGCACAGUCGUAUACUACCUAGGAAGAGGCGAAGAUCGCCGCAACAUUGUCCCUUUUCCUCCAGGUUUCCAAGUGGUGUCUGGAGACCCUUCCAGGCGAUCAUAUGACAAUGAGACCAUGACAUAUAGCACUGGGAGAUACCGGUCAAGGCCGGUGGCCGACCGUGUCAGUUUUGCAUGCAUCAACUAUGCCCAAGCCACGCCAGAGACGCCGUAUAUGGCCAACACCAACUGUCCCAACGGUCUUCGUGCUCAGAUCCAAUUCCCCAGCUGCUGGGAUGGGGUGAAUCUUUACAAGGCUGACCAAUCGCACGUCGCAUAUAUGUCACAGAUCGACAAUGGUGUCUGCCCUCCCACCCAUCCGAAGCUACUCCCCCACCUCUUCUAUGAGAUUUACUACUUUCCCAACCGGAUCGACACCUCAGAUGGGGGCAGGUUUGUAUUCUCCAACGGUGACACAACAGGUUAUGGUUUCCACGGUGACUUUCUCAAUGCAUGGGAUACCCAAGUCUUGACCGACGCGAUCGCGGCAUGUAUCAAUGACGUUGAGUCGGGCAACAUUUCAGAAUGCCCUCCACUGGCGGCUUCUCAAGACGACUAUUUUGGCACCAACUGCCCCGAGCAGGCCCCUCUCGUCAACGAACAAGUCAAAGGCGUCUUGUCGAAACUUCCAGGCUGCAACGAGGUAACGUCAGGACCGGCACGGGCUCCUCAAGGAGUCUGUCCGACUCAGCCAAAUUUGAACCCAGUCACCAACACCGACGGGCAAACUCGGCCAGUACCGGUUGCAGGUACAACAACGGCGACAAUCUCGUCUGGGAGUGUGGCUCAAUACAAAGGGUGCUAUGUCGAUAAUUCAGGGGGUCGAGCACUAUCGGCUGCGUCAUAUGCCAACGAUUCCAUGUCGACUUCGAUCUGUGGCGCAUAUUGCCAGUCCAAAGGAUUCUCUGUCUUUGGUACAGAGUAUGGAAGAGAAUGUUUCUGCGGUAGUGCCAUCUCGUCGGCGAGCGCCCCCCAGAGCGAAUGUCCCAUGGUUUGCGCCGGAGCUCGCACCGAAUACUGUGGAGGACCGAACAGGCUCAGUGUCUGGACCAUCACAAGCACCCCAUCAUCAACCUCGUCUGCCGUGUCUUCACCGUCGUCGACCCCAACUGGCCCCUCCAUCGAUGGUGCUAGCUAUUUAGGAUGUUGGUCCGACGCUGGGGGUAGUCGCACCCUUAGUGGAAGCUACACUACCGACAGCAAAAUGACACUUGAGCUCUGCGCUCGGACUGCGCAAUCUGCCAAUUACAAGUACUUUGGCUUGGAAUAUGCUGGCGAAUGCUUUGCGGGCAACAGUAUUCGAGAAUCUGCUUCCCAACUUUCCUCAAGUGGGUGCAACAUGAAAUGCAAAGGGAACGACACACAGAUCUGUGGUGGACCUGGAGCACUGAGCCUCUUCCAGAACACAGGCUUCAUUCAGCCCGGCAACCCAGCUUUGGUCAAUAUCUCGGCACAAAAUGCUCAGUAUGCGUACAAGGGGUGCUUCACAGAAGGAUCUUCAGGUCGCUCGCUUGGCGGAUCUGGGUCGUACUCGACCGCAAGCUCGAGUAUGACUGUUGAAUUCUGUGCUGAGGCAUGCUUUGCGAAGGGAUAUUCAUGGGCGGGUGUGGAAUAUUCUCGGGAGUGUUUCUGUAACAAUAUAGGCCUUACUAACGGUGGAAGUCCGGCGCCUGGUGGAGAUGCAGAUUGCUCCAUGUUGUGUGAUGGUAACAAAGGCCAGUAUUGCGGUGGACCUAGCAGACUCAACGUGUAUCAAUUGGUAGGGUCAUCCCAGCCAAGAAGACGUCAUGUCAUGUGGUAG